Molecule: messenger RNA, 741 nt
Organism: Symbiodinium sp. CCMP2456
Lineage: Eukaryota; Dinophyceae; Suessiales; Symbiodiniaceae
Source: the annotation of a GenBank genome assembly
AUGUGCGAAAUGAUGCUGCAGCCCUUCAUGAAGCCCUUCCGGGUCUUCUCGGAUGUCUCUUUGGCCGACUUCAAUGCCUUGCUCACGAAGGCGGAGGGUCGUGACAAGCUGGCACGUAUGUUCCAGUACUGUUCGCGAUGCAUCGUCGGAAGCGCAGCCUACUUGCAGCCGACAGCAGGGACGCUACUGGCCAAACUUGAGGGGAAUGCAAGGACAGUCAUGGUCCAAUUGGCAAGUGCACGGCGAACUCACCGAUGGUGCAAGGAGUUUCCGGUGAUACAGGGCCUGCCAGCGUGUUUCAAGAUAGAUGAUCCUGUCGACCGACUCUUUGAGCUACUGCAGAAGGCAUCCUUGGCCGCUUUUUUAAUGAUCGAUCACAUCGGCAUGCUGAAGCAGUGGAAGAUUCUGUCUGGUGGCAAAAGGGCCGGAACAGGAACGAUUCAGCUGGGAUUGAAGAUCUUUACCUUCUGCAACAUAGUUGGGUUUCUCUACCAGCUGAAAAAGAUCAAAGACAUAGGUUUGGAGGAAGAGAAGCGAGAUCAGUUGGCAAAGUGCUGGGAGACAGCAGUGAAGCAUGCCCUGAUAACAGUCCAGACCGCUCACUUGUCUCUGCUAUACCAAUCACACGACCUCAUUGUGGGCGUGUGCGGCAUAUUCAGCAGCAGCUUAGAUGUUUGUGCGCAACUUCCUGCAAAGCCUGCAGUGAAGGCAAAUGCAGACUCCAAGCCCUCGGGCAAAUGA